Symbiodinium necroappetens is the source of this 450-nucleotide messenger RNA. NCBI's taxonomy places the organism in Eukaryota, Dinophyceae, Suessiales, Symbiodiniaceae. The record is from the annotation of a GenBank genome assembly.
AUGGCGACGCUGAAGCGCGCCCUCAUCGUGGGCCUGGGGAAGUUGAACCCAAAAGUCAAGGAGCAGAUGUCUGCAUGGGUGAAGCCCGAGCACCUGGCUUACCUUGGUAGCCUCACGGACGAGCAGCUCCAGAAGGACCUCGCUUCCAUGAAGGUGUCUCUUGAGAGCGAGGGCAUCAAGCUCGAAAGUGUAUUGCUGGAGGGGGAGAUCGACGAUGCGGGCAUCCAGCGUAGUUGUAGCCAACUGCGCCAGCACCUGCGGCAAGCAGAUGCCUACGACGUCGUUGUUCUGGGCGCUGGCAUCCGUGGGCCUUUGGAGAAUCUAGCGCUGUUUGAAAGCCUGAUCAAUGUGACACAUCGAGAUGCCCCGAGCUCCCGCAUUGCUUUCAACACAUACCCGCUGGACACCGCGGAUGCCAUCAAACGCGUGCUGCAGGCGAAAGAGGAGUGA